GCGCCUUCUAAUGUUGGCCUCUAAAUUAGGUAUGUGCGACAGUGCAAAAGCUUAGGUGCCCAGGUGACGCGCCGUGAGAAGGCACCUACCAGAUAGCUACAAACACAUUAAUCCGUUAACUUUUCCUUCGCAAUUUAAAUCGACCAAACUUUCCAAUUUUUGUGCGGUCAAACCUGCAAUUUCCAGCCCGAUCUUCCAACAACGAUGUCUUAACUUCGGCAUCGCAACGCUGGCCUUAAUUCCUAGGCAAUUCUUCUUUCUUUUAAUACUGUGAUUUUUUUCAUUUAUCAUCACGAAGUUCGUCAUCGCACGACCCGGAUCCGUACGGUCCAAUCAAUUGAUCUUCCAACCGCCCACGCCAUUUAAUUCCUGGUUUCUAUCAACUUCCCAUCAUCCUAUACAGACGCGAUGGCCUCUAGAGAAGGCACCCCCGAGCACAGUCGCUGGUCGCGCGCAUCUAGUGCUGCUCCGAGGGAUAGUACGCCAGGCGACAACCUAGAGGCCAGCAUUGUCAAGUCCGAAUCUGGACAUGGAAGUAAGCGACCCAAGAAGCAGUCUACCGCCGCUGCUACAGCCACAUCAUUCCCUACCAUGGGAAAAAUAAAGCACCUGAAGAAAGAAGAUGGAGAUCCUCUAUGGAGGAAGGACAUUCAGUACGAUUUCCUGAAGGCCGUCUUCGACGAUGAAAACAAAGUUUUCACCAAUAGCUAUGAACCCAUCGGGGAUGGCAAGGAGAAGCAGAGCUUCGCCGACCUAUACAUUGACACUAUGGCUCGAAGUAGCAAAACGAGCAAGGUUCUUAGAGAUAAACUGCUCAGCGACCGAGAAGCCGCCAAAAGCAUGGCCAUGGUUUGCCUGCUUGUCAAUGUGGGUCGAAUGAACACAACUCUGAAUUUCUUUCCCGAGAUGCGAGCUCAACUCCGAACGUACCACGCUAUCCCGUCUCUACAAGCACACCAAGACGCAUCUGCUUACAAACAACUUCAAGACGCACCGAGAUUAAAGUCCAUUCUCAAAGGUGCUGCCGAGGACCGUGAGGAGCCGCACGAGUUGGGUGAUUUUAAAGGGAAGGAUCCUCCUCGUUCGAAUCCAGUCAACCUCAUCUUUCUCAUUUGUCAGCAAGCGUCUUUCAUCGCAGAUUUACAUUUCCCCCCCGGUGGCGAAUUCCACGAUCUUAUCAUGAAGACAAACUAUACCAGCAAGUCACGAGCGAGAGCUUUCCUGUGGUUGAUGUGGUUCUACCUAGAGUCAGACUUUACUGAAGAAGGCUGUGAAGAGAACCCCUUUGGUCCGGGCGUCGACUAUGAAACCGAAGUAGCCAACCAAGGUGUUCCCCGUAUGGAAGAGAUGACGAAGGAAGAGGAGGACCGCGAAAACGUUGACCCUCCGGAGGAACUCGAAUUCGGACGAGAGAAGCAGAGCCACAGAGCGAAGAUCAUCGCAGCCGAUCAAGCCUACCUAGCAGAUCACCAGAACAAGCGAGGUUCCAGGGGAAGAAUCAUACCUGAUGAAGGACCUACGGCGGCCAUCCUUCCUAGGAUACGCCCAUCGAAGCACGAAUCGGAUAUGGAUAGUACACGAUCCACCCCGCCGCCGAGAGCUUUGUCCCGCAUUGGUGCUAACAGUACCGGACGACGGGGUGGAGCGCCCUUGAAGCAUUUGAUAUUUGAAGGAUCCUCACCUGCAGGACCCAGCUCCCAUGUGAUUGAGGGUAUACUUCCACGAAAGCCCCGCCCCCCUACCGCGCAUCAACUCGCUGUAGAACGCAACCGAAACCAACGAGUUGAGCACAUUCUCGGCCGUGGCCUGCGAAAACAGUAUCACUUCGCACGAAAGAUACGUCGACAGGAAGGUGCAAUCAUACGUGCGAAACGUCGUCUAGCAGCAAUGAAUGACCCACUCAUAGACAGCGAUGAGGAUGACUACAUGAUGGCCCAUCGAGAGCAGAAGCAGACCUUCAUCGACCGAGGCUUUGGUGGUCUUUGUCAAUUGCAUCAGGAAGAAGACGACUUCGGGGAGGAGUUUGCGUCUUAUUCAGCCUCACUUCGAAGGGCGGAUCGUCGACUCAGACGUUGGGAAGGUCGAUCCGACUUAGGGAUCGUGUCAAUAAUGAAGAGACGAAUUGCGGGGUCAGAUUAUGCUUCGCCAGAUCCGCAGGGCGAGCACGGCGGAAACGACAGUCCCGAGAAGAUGAGCAUAGUCAAGACCAAAUCGAAUGGCAACACCAAUGGAGAUAUUACGAUGGAAGACGCAGACGACCUAGAUCCAGUGGAGAAGGAACUACUAGGCAUUGACAGCGGAGGUGAAGAAGAUGAAGGUGAAGGUGAGGGUGAUGGCGAGGGUGAUGGCGAGGGUGAUGGUGAGGGUGAGGGCAAAGAUGAAUCCGAGGGUAUUGAUGACGUUGGAAAGGCGUUACUAGGUCUUGAUGGUUCAGAGGGCUCGGAUAGUUCGUAAGUGCUUACCUAGGUAUGGUAGGCAGGCACUGGAUUACAGGAUCGUUGGCGUUAUUAUGGUUGGUAACACGUUAUUAGCCAGUUCAUUUGCGUCUUCAGCAGGCCUAGUAUGGCCGAGGGAGAGACGCAUUGUAUAACAAUAGGCUGGAAGAAGUGCUUACUAGACAAAAGCCGAAAGGGAGCAACAAGGCGUUACGCUAGCUAAUACAUACGAGGAUUUUAAUACAUGGCAGCUUGCUAAGUGAUAAAAAAUUUUUAAAUAUGUUAUAAUCGCGAUGUUCUAGUAGUGCAAUCAUGCUUCGACCUAUAGGGCACUAGUCUUGUAAAAUAUUUAUU
Messenger RNA from Hypoxylon trugodes, 2789 nucleotides. RefSeq lists its product as uncharacterized. The transcript has 2 exons. Lineage: Eukaryota; Fungi; Ascomycota; Sordariomycetes; Xylariales; Hypoxylaceae. The record is from RefSeq and is a predicted model, not a curated record. Gene Ontology annotation, cellular component: Ino80 complex. The coding region runs from base 409 to 2454 and encodes 681 amino acids.